Molecule: messenger RNA, 2440 nt
Organism: Dissoconium aciculare CBS 342.82
Lineage: Eukaryota; Fungi; Ascomycota; Dothideomycetes; Mycosphaerellales; Dissoconiaceae
Exons: 1
Coding region: 296-2350 (684 amino acids)
Molecular function (GO): nucleic acid binding
Source: RefSeq, a predicted model, not a curated record
GAGUCCCUGUUUGGAAUCUACUCUGUAUUUCUGAUACUUUCAUGGACCGGAAUCGCGAUGGAAACACCUCCCAUUACGCGUGGGAGCGGCUAACCCCGGCCGACGCCCGCCAGAACAGCUAUGUAGGUGACUGAAUGCUGCCACCGGCGGAAACAACGGGCGGCAUGGAACUUAUACGUCGAGCAAAGUCGCAAUCAUCCACCGUCGAAGCCGACUUCCUUCCAGAAGUAGCUGCUUCAACACAGCCAACGCAGCACUCGCAAAGCCUUGUUCAUGAUAUAAGGCCUACCCAAUCAUGGAGCCGACUAAUUGGUCGACCGGUCAAUCCCAUGGUAACAACACCGCCAUGCCGUUCCCUGCAGAACAAACCGGAAACGAUUAUCCUAAGUUCGUGAAUCCGACAUCUCUGCAAAUCAACAUGAGCACUGUGCCUCCUGGCCACAUUGUACAGACCAAUGGCUCCACAAUGAGUUACAAUGCCGCUCAUCCAGACCUGCAGCAUGAUGACGCAUCAGCGUACGGCAUGCAAUACACAACAACACCCGUGGCCGACCACGGGAGCCCGUCUCGAAACGUCGCCUCUGUCUCAGGACAAAGCUCGUGGCCUGUAGCUACAGCCUCUAGGGCUCGCGGAGGUACCGAUCUCCGGCCACAACCUAUUGGAUGCCGUGAUUACACACAGUCGCAUUCGUCUCGACAUCAUUCGCAGCUGGCAACAGGCUUCUCUUCAGAGAACCCUUCACAGUUUCCAACCUCGAUUACGUCCACUCAUGUAGAUGAGCGUCAGGAUAACGAAGCGGAAGCAAGCUGGGAUGACGAAGAUGAAGCCCGCUGCUCAACGAAGGCAAAUCAAAGCUUGUUCAGGAAUAUAUCCCGUAUCUCCAAACAGCCCGGAUCGGUCUAUGUCACCGAGGCAUUGUCGCUAGAUAGGAGAAAAUUAGCGCAUGAAUUCGCAAAGUACAAGAACUGCAGCCAUUUCACGUUCGGUCCCGACACGAACAGUUGCAUGUUCUUUUCCGCCGAUGCGAUCGAUCCGGCGUUUCAAGCUACUUUCAAGAUGAAUCAGGCGGGAAGACACGGCUGCUGGAGCCGUUCUUUUAUUGAUGCAUACGUCCUACCCAACGUCGUCAACAUUCAGGAUCUUCCAUUUGACAUCACGGAAGAUGAAGUCCGCAGGAAGCUUCUCGUGUUGAACUUGCCCCCGCCUGAGAGUAUACGAAUUUCGCAAGCAAAAGGCAUUGGGGCCCGUGCCGUUGCCAUUUUCAAAGAUGCGGCAGGCGCGGCCAAGACUGUUGAGGAAUUGCAUGAGAAGAAGAUACGACCCAACGAUCCGCUCCGCGUGCGAGUUUCGUACGAGCGGUUCUUCGUCGCGCCAUCACCGAUCGCCCUUGAUCAGUUCAGCGCGGUCAACACGAUGACGGAGAUUAAUACGAUGAACAAUGCCGAGCCCUCGUACUCCAUUCCAAGAAUUUUACGGAAUGCCUCGCCAGAGUCAAAUCCCACGAUGGCGGCCAGUGAUGGCCAGCCCACGACUUCUUUGAACGGUGUGCUGGAAGGAACAUGUUUCGUUUCCACGAUCACUCCAUCUGGAGACGGUCAUACCUCAGUACAGCCUGCUUCGUCAGCGCUAUCGAACACAUUGACCCAGCAGCCGACAAGAUCAGAAAAUGACAAAGUCAAAAGAGCUCUCAUGAUCGGAACAACACAGCUGCUCGCGCCCCCCACAGCAACGACGAGUCGAUCGCGAUCCAAUUCGAGAGGAUCGGCCGAUGGCAGUGCACCCGGAUCCAGCUACGGCUCAGAGUGCGCAAGUCCAUGCGAAUCUGUCACUGCUUCCGAUUGGAGCGGUACAAGUUUGAUAGCUCGCUUUGAAGAGCUAGAUGCAAGCGCAAGUCCAAACAAUCCCAAGAAGCGUAAACGCCAUCAGUCCAAGAAGGAUCACUUCAAGUGCGAAGGUUGUGAUAAGUUGUUUGACCGGCUAUGCGACCGUACUAAGCAUGAGAAGCAUCAUCUCCUCGAGGGCCAACGUCCUUUCGAGUGUCCCAUGUGCGAUCAUGAUUGUGUCGAAAGGAAAGAUGUAAGACGCCACCUUGAAGGAGUUCACAAGAUCCCUCUCGAAUCCGCCCGCGAGAUUGCCGCCAAACUCUCGACUCGUGCGGCCCUACCCCGUCCCGAGCAUACCCAGCGCGACAUUGAGACGAGGCAGAACCUUGAAGCAAAGGUCAACAACGUGGACGGUACAAGCCUGUACCCUGCAGACUUGUCAAUAUCCGCGCACAAUCCCAAUGCACAAAAUUGGGAGAGUACCGUCAAUGUCGCCCCCUGGGACGAUGUCCUUUAUGAUCCCUAAAGCUAGAACUUCUAUCUUUGAAGAAUAUAGGAACACAGUAUAUAUCAAGUAUUUGCAUAUUUUAUGAUGAUGAAAUUCUACUUUCUUCUC